Clunio marinus is the source of this 207-nucleotide messenger RNA. Lineage: Eukaryota; Metazoa; Arthropoda; Insecta; Diptera; Chironomidae. The record is from the annotation of a GenBank genome assembly.
AUGAAAACAGUGUAUGUCUUGUCAGAUAGUAUCUCAAAUGAGUUUUGUUUCGUUCGAAGCCUGAAGCAAGUUAGAGAUUCGAACUUUCCUACGAUAGCUUUAUCUGUGUUGGUCAAUGUUUUGGAAGGUUUGAUAGCUGUGAAAAGUGAAGAACAUAUUCACUUUCAGCUUGAGGAUAGGUUGAGAAUUUUUCUGAAUCUCUCAUGA